AUGGGGUGGAUUGGAGGGGGAGGACUUGUGGUCAUGCUGCUGGCUCUGGUGGUAGGACAGGGGGAGUCCACGGCGAAGGCAUGCCCAGCUCAUUGCACCUGCCUGGGGACACUGGUGGACUGUCACGGCCUGGGGAUCAAAGCGGUGCCCAAAAACAUCCCCAAAGGAACGGAGAGAUUAGAUCUGAACGGGAACAACCUGACAGUCAUCACCAAGUUUGACUUCUCUGGACUCAAACACCUCAGAGUGCUACAUUUGAUGGAGAACCAGAUCACUAAUGUGGAACGAGGGGCCUUUGACGAUCUGAAAGAGCUGGAGAGACUUCGAAUAAACAGGAACCGUCUGACACAAAUCCCUGAGCUGCUGUUUCAGAAGAAUGAAGCCCUAUCCAGACUAGACUUGAGCGAAAACAUGAUCCAGGCCAUUCCCCGGAGAGCGUUCAGAGGAGCCAUCGACCUCAAAAACCUUCAGUUGGAUAAGAACCACAUCAGCUGCAUUGAGGAGGGAGCCUUCAGAGCUCUGCGCUCUCUGGAAGUGCUGACUCUCAACAACAACAAUAUCACCACAAUCCCUGUGUCCAGCUUCAACCACAUGCCCAAACUGCGCACUUUCCGCCUCCACUCAAACUCUCUGCGCUGUGACUGUCACAUGGCCUGGCUGUCUCCAUGGCUACGGCAGAGACCCGCCUUGGGUCUGUUCACUCAGUGCAGUUCCCCUCCUGUUCUGAGGGGGCUCAACCUGGCCGAGCUACGAAAGAGUGACUUCGCCUGCUCUGGUCAGGGCGUGAGUGCGUUUGUGCAGCCCUGCAGUUUGGCAUCUGGCUCCUGUCCUCCCAUGUGCACCUGCUCCAACAACAUUGUGGACUGUCGAGGCAGGGGACUCACCGCCAUCCCAGCGCACCUGCCCGAAGCCAUGACAGAGAUCCGUCUGGAGCAGAAUGGCAUAAAAUCUGUCCCUCCAGGAGCAUUCACUUCCUACAAGAAACUGCGCAGGAUUGACCUGAGUAACAACCAGAUUUCAGAGAUCGCACCUGAUGCUUUCCAUGGACUAAAGGCCCUCAACUCACUGGUCUUAUAUGGGAACAAGAUCACUGAGCUGCCUGAGGGAGUGUUUGAUGGACUGUCGUCUCUAGAGCUGCUGUUGUUGAAUGCCAAUAAGAUCCACUGUGUCCGGGCCACAGCCUUUAAAGACUUGGAGAACCUAGCUCUGCUCUCUCUUUAUGACAACAAGAUCCAGAGUGUGGCCAAAGGGACAUUCAACGCACUGCACAGUAUUCAGACACUUCACCUGGCUCAGAACCCGUUCGUGUGUGAUUGUCAUGUAAAAUGGCUGUCUGACUUCUUGAGGGCCAACCCCAUAGAAACGAGUGGAGCACGCUGUGCCAGUCCACGAAGACUCACCAACAAACGCAUCGCACAGAUCAAGAGCAGCAAGUUUAGGUGCUCCGCCAAAGAGCAGUAUUACAUCCCAGGUUCAGAUGACAAGCGUCUGACGUAUGAGUGUAACAGUAAACCUGUGUGUCCGUCCAAAUGUCGCUGUGAGGCCAAUGUAGUCGACUGUUCUAACCUCAGACUCACCAAGUUCCCCGAGCACCUGCCCCCCGCCACUGAGGAGCUGCGUCUGAACAAUAAUGACCUCCCCGUGUUGGAGGCCACUGGUGCAUUCAAAGGCCUCAAACAACUCAAGAAAAUAAACCUGAGUAACAAUAAGAUCUCAGAGAUAGAGGACGGUGCGUUCGAGGGCGCCUCUUCAGUGGUGGAGCUGCACCUCACAGCGAACCACCUGGAGUCUGUGAGAGGAGCCAUGUUCAGAGGCAUGGACGGACUGCGCAUGCUGAUGCUGAGGAAUAAUAAGAUUAGCUGUAUUCACAAUGGCAGCUUCACUGGGCUCCCUCACGUCCGGCUCCUGUCUCUGUAUGACAACCAGCUCAGCACCAUCCUCCCAGGGGCUUUCGACGCCCUGCCCAACCUCUCCACUUUAAAUCUGCUGGCAAACCCAUUUAAAUGUGACUGUCGUUUGUCAUGGUUUGGGGCGUGGCUUCGAAGUCGUAGAAUUGUCACAGGCAACCCUCGCUGUCAAAGCCCUGCCUUCCUCCGCGAGAUCCCCUUACAGGAUGUCGCCACCCCAGACUUCAGAUGUGAAGAUGGAAGCUGGGUGGAUGACUCUCUGUGUGGCCCCGGGCCCCUGUGUCCUGCUCAGUGCACCUGUGUGGACACUGUGGUCCGCUGCAGCAACAAGCACCUGCAGAGUCUGCCCCGAGGACUGCCCCGCAACCUCACCGAACUUUACCUGGAUGGAAACCAGUUCAUCAGUGUCCCUAAAGAGCUGGCCUCAUUCAAGUAUCUGCAGCUUGUUGAUUUGAGCAACAAUAAGAUCAGUUCUCUGUCAGACGACUCCUUCUCCAACAUGAGCCAACUCACCACUCUGAUCCUCAGUUACAACUCUCUUCGCUGCAUCCCUCCUCAGGCCCUGGCAGGACUGCGCUCACUCCGACUGCUUUCUCUCCACGGAAACGAGAUCUCAGAGCUGCAGAAGGGAAUCUUCAGUGACGUGGCCUCACUUUCUCAUCUAGCAAUCGGAGCUAACCCUCUGUAUUGCGACUGCCGGUUGCUAUGGUUAUCAGACUGGGUGAAGAGUGGGUAUAAGGAGCCGGGUAUCGCGCGCUGUGCUGGACCAAAGGGCAUGGAGGGGAAACUGCUGCUCACCACGCCCGCAGACAAGUUCCAGUGCAACGGCCCAGUGGAGGAGUGGGUGCAGGUGAAGUGCAGCCCCUGUGUCUCGUCUCCGUGUUUAAACCAGGGCCAGUGUCAUGACGACCAGAGUCAGGAGUACAGCUGCACCUGCCCCACCGGAUUCACUGGGAAACACUGUGAGACUCCAGUGGACCCGUGCGUGAGUGAACCCUGUACCAAUGGAGGCACCUGUAUCAGUGAUGAGCAGACCGGAGGGUUCAGCUGUGCGUGUGCUUUUGGUUUCCACGGGGCAUUCUGCGAAGUGAAUAUUGACGAUUGUGAAGAUCACGGUUGUGAGAACGGCGCCACCUGUGUGGACGGAGUGGGAAACUACACCUGCCUCUGCCCCCCAAACUACACAGGACUGUUGUGUGAAGAGGAAGAGGAUGUGUGCGCUCCAGGAAGAAACCCCUGUCUCCACCAGUCCACCUGCAUUAGUGCUCCAAGUGGCCCCAGGUGUGUGUGUGCGCCGGGUUGGGUGGGUCCUGAUUGUGGCUCUGAUUAUGAUGAGUGUUUGAACCACCGCUGUCAGAACGGAGCUCAGUGCGUCGACAAACUAGACGGAUACAGCUGCCUCUGCCCCAAAGGAUUCAGUGGAGACCUGUGUGAAGUGCGGCCCUCCGGCCCUUCUCCGUGUGGGGCCAUAGUCUGUCAGAAUGGGGCAUUGUGCGUGCAGCUUUCUGGCGCCCCCCAGUGCCAGUGUGCCGCAGGGUUUGAGGGCCCAAGCUGUGAGAGACUGGUCAGUGUGAACUUCAUCAACAGAGACUCAUACGUCCAACUGCCGGAGGUGCCCAACUGGAGCCAGGCCAAUAUCACUCUACAGGUGUCCACAGCUGAAGAUAAUGGUAUAUUACUGUACAAUGGAUAUGACGAACCAAUUGCUGUGGAGCUUCACCAAGGCCGUGUCCGAGUCACCUACGACCCCGGCAACCAGCCCGCCAGCGCCAUCUACAGUGCAGAGACGGUGAACGAUGGGCACUUCCACACAGUUGAGCUGGUGACUUUUAACCACAUGGUGAACCUUUCUGUGGAUGGAGGAGAGCCUCAAAGUCUGGACAGUCUGGGCAGGAGUCAGAGCACCGCGACAGAGACACCGCUGUACGUGGGAGGGAUGCCAGAGGAGGUGCUGCCCCCCUCCCUCUCUCUCUCCUCCACUCCUCUGAACAUCUCCAGUUUUCACGGCUGCAUCAGAAACCUGUACAUAAACCACGAGCUGCAGGACUUUACUCAGACUCACAUGAAGCCGGGGGUGGUGCCUGGGUGUGAGGCCUGUGCCAAAGUGCCCUGUGUAAACGGACUCUGCCAGCCCAAUGCAGCACUGGGCCCUCAGUGCGUCUGUCACCUGGGCUGGAGUGGGGAGCUCUGUGAUCAGCCAAUCUCAGCGAGCCUCACAGGAAGUGAUGUCGUCACCAAGGCCACAGAGCCCAACCCAUGUGAAAACAGCAAGUGUGUUAGGGGGCGCUGUGUGGUGCUGGACUCUCAAAUGUACCGCUGUGAAUGUGAGCCGGGUUUCCAUGGUGUGCUGUGUAACCAGAAGGGGGCGCCGGCUCCGCUGUGCCAAGGCCUGCCCUGUGUGAAUGGAGUGUGUGAGCAGACGGAGAGGGGUGAGAGCUGCACCUGUAACCAGGGCUUCACUGGACAGAGCUGCGACAUCGAGUCUCCUUGUCGCGGCGAGCCAGUGCGAGACUUCCACAAACUGCAGAGAGGAGGCCUGCGUUGUCAGACCACCAAGCCCUUCUCGUGGGUGGACUGUAGGGGGCGCUGUCAGGCCGGGGCAGAGUUGAGCCUCAAUAACACAUCGUACUGCUGCUCGCCGCUAAGGGUGCGUAGACGGAAGCUAACAUUCGAGUGCGAGGAUGGGACAACCGUCACUCAGGAUGUGGAGAAGCCUGUGGAGUGUGGCUGCAAGGAGUGUCUUUAG
Molecule: messenger RNA, 4653 nt
Organism: Boleophthalmus pectinirostris (great blue-spotted mudskipper)
Lineage: Eukaryota; Metazoa; Chordata; Actinopteri; Gobiiformes; Gobiidae
Product: slit homolog 1 protein-like
Exons: 39
Coding region: 1-4653 (1550 amino acids)
Biological process (GO): axon guidance; negative chemotaxis
Molecular function (GO): calcium ion binding; heparin binding; Roundabout binding
Source: RefSeq, a predicted model, not a curated record